AUGAGCCAGAAUUCGGACCUGAAGACUAUGAACGAGCUGAGCGGGGAUCUUGAAGCCGAAAGAUUCGCUGAAUCCUACGUGAGACCUGAAACAGAGGAAGGAGUUCAAAGAUACAUGUUCCAAAAGGUGAACCAGAAGCGACAUGAAUUGGAGCAAAUCUUGGUGUUCGAUCAAAUUAAGGCUCCAUUGCCAAAAAAGAAGAAGUAUGUGGACUCAAAACAGGUAAAGAAAAAACGAAUUAUUGCUAAAGAAAACCAGCUAGUAAAACAAUGUAAAAUAUUAAACGAAUAA
Molecule: messenger RNA, 291 nt
Organism: Caenorhabditis elegans
Lineage: Eukaryota; Metazoa; Nematoda; Chromadorea; Rhabditida; Rhabditidae
Gene: K03B8.4
Exons: 2
Coding region: 1-291 (96 amino acids)
Source: RefSeq, marked reviewed